CGCUGCCGUCCUGCGCAUGCGUGCUGAUCCAGAGGUGGCGGUGAGUGUGAUGCGUGUCGCGUCUCAUCGUCAUGGAUCCAGUCUGGAGGCAGCAGGGUCGAGGUCGCGGUCGAAGUCAGGGCAGAGGUCAGAUCACUGGUGAGCCCUCAGUGGUGCGUCCUCCUGGAGCUGUGAGGUCAGAGGUCAGAGGAGCAUCAGAGGUGAAAGUGUCUCAGUCGAGGUUUGAUGACAUCAGAAGGUCUGAUCAGGCUGCCGCUCAGCGAUUGGCCACAGAGGCGUUAAGCUCUUCCUCUGAUGAUGAUGAUGAUGAAGAAGAAGGUGGAGGGAAACGAGGGCAGAUUCUUCAGUCGGCUCUCUGUCCGUACACCUCACACACAGGUGACAGUGAUGUCAGUCUUCUGGAACAGACGCGUCAUUAUUUAAAUGAAGUUUGUCAGUCUGGAGGAAUUACAUGCCUCAUCUGCAUCGCUUCGGUCAAGAGAACACAAGCCGUGUGGAGUUGUUCGGGCUGUUACUGUAUUUUCCACAUCACCUGCAUUCAGAAAUGGGCUAAAGACUCCAUCUUCCUCGUGUCCUCAGUGACCGAAGAGGAUUUUGGGAAAAAAGAUCAACCGUGGCCAUGUCCGAAGUGCAGGUAUGAAUACAGUCCUCGUGAGACGCCCAAUCGUUAUUACUGUUACUGUGGGAAAGAGGCGGAGCCUGCACCAGACCCCUGGCUCCUCCCACAUUCCUGUGGGCAGGUGUGUGACCGUGAGUUUAAACCGUCCUGUGGUCAUCGCUGCUUGCUGCUGUGUCAUCCAGGUCCAUGUCCUCCCUGUCCAAAGAUGGUGAGUGUGUCGUGUCUGUGUGGGAAAUCGUCUCGUGUCCCACGUCGCUGUAGUGCUAAAGCGUGGAGCUGCACACAGACCUGUGGCCGGACGCUUCCAUGCAGAAUACACACCUGCACAAACACCUGUCAUGCAGGUGAGUGUUCGCCGUGUCCUAGGGUCAGUGUGCAGGCGUGUGCGUGUGGAGCGCAGCGGGCAGAGCGGCCGUGUGCCAGUCCAGAGUGGCACUGUGAUCAGGUGUGUGGUCGUCCGCUGUCCUGUGGGAAUCACACGUGUGAGCGCGUGUGUCACGCUGGUGUGUGUGGAGAAUGUCCUCGCGCAGGAAACCGCUCGUGUUCCUGCGGCAAGACCAAGAGUGUGUUGCCAUGUACGGUUGAUGUGCCCACCUGCGGUGACACCUGUGGUAAGAAGCUGGAUUGUGCUUUACACACCUGCUCGAUGCGCUGCCAUAGAGGAGCCUGUGAGACCUGUAGACAGGAGGUGGAAAAGACGUGUCGCUGUGGUCGCUACAGUAAACUCUUGCCCUGUCAUAAAGAAUAUCUGUGUGAGUCCAAAUGCAACAAGACUCGAACCUGCAACCGACACCAGUGCAAGAGAAAGUGUUGCCCUGGUAACUGCCCUCCAUGUGACCUGAACUGCGGUCGAAUGUUGGGCUGCAGAAAUCACAAAUGUCUAUCAGUGUGUCACCAAGGGAGCUGUUAUCCGUGCCCGGAGAUGGUUGAUGUUCGCUGUGAUUGCGGCUCCACGUCGAUCUCUGUUCCCUGUGGAAGAGAAAGAAGCACUAAACCUCCGCGCUGUAAAGAACUCUGCAGGAAACCUCCGUCCUGUCAUCAUUCAUCUCUGGAGCAGCACAGGUGUCAUUUCGGCUCAUGUCCACCCUGUAAGCAGCCCUGCCAACGUCCGUUACCAGAUUGUGCCCACUUCUGCCCAGCGCCGUGUCAUGACAAUGUGCUGGUUAAAACCAACGACCGGGCUCUGUUGGCGGGUCCGUGGGAACAACCGGUAACUCCUGCAUUUGUGUGCACAGCUCUACCUUGCCCACCCUGCUUGGUACCCAUACCAAUAAGCUGUUUGGGAGAACAUGAGGUGAGUCCGGUUCCAUGUCAUGCUCGUGGGCCGUUCUCCUGCAGACGUGCAUGUGGACGAACUUUAUCUUGCAGUAACCACACGUGCAGUCUGGAGUGCCACCGUGUGACUGCUGCGCCACAUUCAGAUAGAACGAAGGCUGGUAAAGAGUGUGUACAGUGUGAGGAGGGUUGUUCAAAGCCCCGUCCUGCAGGCUGUACCCAUCCUUGUGCCCUUCCCUGUCACCAUGGUAACUGCCCCCCCUGCACACAGAUGAUCCGCCAGCGCUGUCACUGCAAGAUCUCCAACCUCUAUAUCGAGUGCCUGAAGUUCACGUCUGCUGAUGAUCAAGCCAAACAGCUGCUGAGCUCCUGUCAGAAUCAAUGUCCCAAACAGUUGAGUUGUGGGCAUCGCUGUAAGCUGUUGUGUCACUCAGGUGACUGUGAACUGAAUUGUGUUCAGAGGGUGAAGGUGAAGUGUCCCUGCAAGAGGAUUAAAAAGGAGUUCCCAUGUUCUCGUGUGAGAUUGGAGGAUGAUUUGGUCAUGUGUGAUCACACGUGUCAAGAGCUGCAGAAGAAACAUGCCAAGGCUCGUGCAGCAGAGGAAAGAGCCGCUCUGGAGGAAGAAAUGAGAAAACAGCAGGCGGAGCUCGAGGCGUUCGAGAAACGACAGAAAGGACGUAGAAAGAAGAACAGGAGAGUCACUGAGGUGGAGACAGAAGAAGGGCCGUGGCUCAAAUAUAAGAACCGCCUGCUGGUGCCCAUCUGUGGCGUCCUAUUGGCUGUGGCAGUGUUCUAUCUUCUGCAGCUGACCAAUGAGAUGACGGAGAGAGAGAACACAGGAUAGUAAAUGUGUUUCCUCAGUGACAGUUUUGUUUUUCAAUCAUAAAGGAAACUGCAAAGAUAAUUCAAAUAACUAUAUCUAUUAAUAUUAUUUAGAAUUCAUGAAAUCUGUUAUAGUUGACACAGUGAAAAGUGUGAUCUUCUGAUGCCUCACAGUUAUUUCCAUGAUUAAAGCGCCAAGAUUUAAUUUCCAUUAUAAAAAGAAAAAGAUUCCUUGUGUAAGAUUUGGGUGAUAAUGAUCUAACCAUUCAAAAUAAAGACAUUUGUCAUUAAUAUGUCA
Myxocyprinus asiaticus (Chinese sucker) is the source of this 3014-nucleotide messenger RNA. RefSeq names its product nuclear transcription factor, X-box binding-like 1 (gene nfxl1). Gene Ontology annotation, cellular component: nucleus. The coding region runs from base 72 to 2738 and encodes 888 amino acids. Gene Ontology annotation, molecular function: DNA-binding transcription factor activity, RNA polymerase II-specific; RNA polymerase II transcription regulatory region sequence-specific DNA binding; zinc ion binding. The transcript is spliced from 23 exons. Lineage: Eukaryota; Metazoa; Chordata; Actinopteri; Cypriniformes; Catostomidae. The record is from RefSeq and is a predicted model, not a curated record. Gene Ontology annotation, biological process: regulation of DNA-templated transcription.